Manihot esculenta (cassava) is the source of this 1536-nucleotide messenger RNA. Its product is annotated as telomerase Cajal body protein 1. The record is from RefSeq and is a predicted model, not a curated record. Gene Ontology annotation, molecular function: protein binding. Bases 117 to 1406 code for a protein of 429 amino acids. Lineage: Eukaryota; Viridiplantae; Streptophyta; Magnoliopsida; Malpighiales; Euphorbiaceae. The transcript has 14 exons.
UUACUAAAUAAUAGUUAAAAAAUUUGCAAAAUCUCACAAGUAAAACCUCUCAAAAACCCUCCGGUUCAAGCCAAACGCUACUCCUCGGUCCGAGCUAGUCUCGGGACGGAAACCGAAUGGAAGACGGACAGCAUCAGCUGCAGCAGGACUCAGCCAUGGAAGAAGCUGCAGAAAACACAGAAUCCACUGAACAAGACUACUCUUGGCCUGCAAUUAGGUUUGAUUUGCCUCCAUAUGGAAUCCACCAUUUCUACAAGCAGUUCAGGACUGGUCCAAACCCUAACAAUUUCCUCAAGGGCGUUAAAUGGUCUCCCGACGGUUCGUGUUUUUUAACGAGCUCAGAGGACAAUACCUUGCGUGUCUUCUCAUUACCAGAUAAUGGUAGGGGCAGUGAUUCUAAUGCUUGUUCUUUGGAUUCUGAUGGAGAUUCCUAUGAGGCAGGCCUUGUUGUGAGUGAAGGGGAAUCUGUUUAUGACUUUUGUUGGUACCCAUAUAUGACUGCUUCAGACCCUGUUAGUUGUGUGUUUGCUAGCACUACCCGUGACCAUCCGAUUCACCUUUGGGAUGCUAGUUCUGGCCUGUUGCGUUGCACAUAUCGUGCUUAUGAUGCUGUGGAUGAAAUUACUGCUGCCUUUUCAAUUGCAUUUAAUCCUGCUGGGACCAAGAUUUUUGGUGGAUACAACAAAUCCGUAAGAAUAUUUGAUAUACAUCGGCCUGGCCGAGAAUUUGAACAGUACUCAACACUACAAGGAAAUAAAGAGGGGCAAGCAGGUAUUAUAUCUACCAUUGCCUUUUGCCCAACUCAUAGUGGAAUGCUAGCUACUGGUUCUUACAACCAGACUGCUGCAAUCUUUAGGGAGGACAAUAUGGAACUCUUGUAUGUUUUGCAUGGCCAAGAAGGUGGGAUUACACAUGUCCAAUUCUCAAAAGAUGGAAACUAUCUUUAUACUGGAGCUCGGAAGGAUCCAUAUAUACUUUGCUGGGACAUGCGGAAAACUGUUGAAGUUGUAUACAAGUUAUACAGAUCGUCAGAACAAACCAACCAACGGAUUUUGUUUGAUAUUGAACCCUUUGGCCGACAUCUUGGGACAGGUGGUCAGGACGGUUUAGUUCAUAUAUAUGAUCUCCAAAGCGGGCAGUGGAUAUCGGGCUUUCAGGCUGCAGCAGAUACAGUUAAUGGUUUCUCUUUCCAUCCAUUCCUGCCUAUGGCUGCCUCUUCAUCAGGGCAUCGAAGAUUUCAAGUUCCUGAUGAUGGCGAUGAGAAUUUGCUUUUGAGAGGGGACGAGAACUGCGCUCGUGUGUGGAACUUUUUCAGUGGUUCAGAAAUGGAGAAUGGCGGUGACCAUAAUGGUGGUCAUUCUACCAGUCAAUCAGAAAACGAUUUCCACAACCAGCAAGAACUUUGAGCCCAUCUGCACUGGCCUUCGGCCUAAGCGGAAACACCUUACAUAAUCUUAUGUUGUAACUGACUAAGAUAAACGUCAUUUAUCUUGUUAAUGUACAUUGUGAGUCAAUUAACGUCUUAUUUUUGUUAAA